This is a messenger RNA of Glossina fuscipes, 2015 nucleotides long. RefSeq names its product solute carrier family 35 member F5. Gene Ontology annotation, biological process: regulation of peptide transport. Gene Ontology annotation, cellular component: membrane. Lineage: Eukaryota; Metazoa; Arthropoda; Insecta; Diptera; Glossinidae. The transcript has 10 exons. Bases 475 to 1788 code for a protein of 437 amino acids. The record is from RefSeq and is a predicted model, not a curated record.
AAAAGAGAUAGAUUUUUAUUCUAUAGAUUUUUACAGAAAUUCAUAAAAAAUAUAAAUGUUUAAUAUCAAAAUAAAUUUGCUAAAUUUUGCUGAUGUAAAAGUGUAACAUAUUAAAAAAAAAAAUGCAUUCAAUAUUAGAUAUUAACAAUAGUGUUUACCUCUAAAACCAAAUUUUUGACAAAAAACUGAGCUAUACCGCAAAAAAAAGUUGCGAAAAAUACUAAAUUGUGAGCUGUUAUGAAGAACGGAAAAGUUUUGAAGCAAUCGAUCUGAGGAUAAUUUAAAAUACAAGAUACCAGGAGUGGUAUUAAUUAACGGCAAAGUUAUAACAAAUAUCAAAAAUCUAAAAUGCCACCAAAAACAAAUCAUAAAAUUCGCAAUUUUCAAUCGCGAACAUAAUUUCAUUGAGUCCACUUACAAAAGGCCGUUGCGUGAAGCACACAUACAGCACUAAAACCUCCCAAUUGUCGAAAAAUGUUAAAUAAAACCCAAAAAUUAACAUUAGGUUUAAUAAUAUUAAUACUUGUCGAUGUUAUAUGGGUAUCAUCCAGUGAGUUAACAAAGUUUCUUUAUGAAUAUGAAAGUUUUGAAAAGCCAUUCUUUUGUACAUACUUUAAAACUUCUCUGUUUACCAUUUAUUUGAUGGUAAUUGGCCUAAUAGCUCCAUGGAAGGAGUCCUGCGACAGACAAAAUGCCAAUUAUUCGAUAAUGGAUCAAAGUACGGAUGAUGAAAAUUACUAUUCAACGCAUGCCUCUUUGAGUGAUCCCACUUUUAUACCGAUACGUUCAAAUGGCACUCUUUCGGGAACAGAAAGUGAUGACUCCAGUAUACGUUCAGUGCGUUUUAGUAAAAUGGCUGAAGUACGUGAAAUGUCUGCUCAUGAGGCCACAGAAGCUCUGAUGGCUCGUCUUUCGUACGCCGCCAGUAUGCGCAUUAGACGUCAGAAAUCUCAUCAUAAAACUGCUAAAACUGCAUUACUCUUUUGUGUUUUAUGGUUUUUUGCCAAUUAUCUAUACCAAGUGUCGUUGGAGAUGACUGAAACUGCAGUAGUCACAUUAUUAAGUUGUUCGUCAUCACUGUUUACCCUAAUACUGGCGGCAUUGUUUCCUUCCUCGACAGGCGACAAAUUUACAAUAACGAAAAUUAUAGCCGUUAUCAUGAAUAUUGGUGGUGUUAUAACCAUAUCAAUUAGCGAUAUUCAUGAUACGAAAUUCUCACGUGGUGCUCUAUUGGCUUUGUUCAGUGCAUUUUUCUAUGCUGCCUACUUGGUAUUUGUGAAAAGAAAAAGCGAUACGGAAGAGAAAUUAGAUAUACCUUUAUUUUUUGGUUUUGUAGGUCUCUGGAACGUAUUAUUAAUGUGGCCGAUAUUUUUCAUAUUAAAUUUUACAAAAAUCGAAAAAUUCGAAUUACCGAAUCAAAAUCAAUUUGGAAUAUUAAUUUUAAAUGGUUUAAUUGGUACCGUAUUAUCAGAAGCGUUAUGGCUUUGGGGUUGUUUUUUAACUUCUUCAUUGAUUGGCACAUUAGCCUUGUCCUUACAAAUUCCGUUAUCCAUAUUAUUCGAUGUCAUUUUAAAAAAGAAAUCUUACACUCCGAUUUUUUAUGCAGGUUCAAUACCCAUAUUUAUGGCUUUGCUUUUAGCGGCCAUUUUAAUGCGUAAUGAUGACACUGACCCUUUGAUGCGUUUAUUAAAAAUAAUUUAUCGCAAACUAUUUAGUUGUAAAAAGCCGAGCAUAGUAAGAAUAAAUGAUGAAGAGCAACAAGAAUCGCUUAUAGGAAGCAAUGACUGAAUUUUUCGAAGAAAGUAACGUCACAAAAUUGCUCAGUGUAAUUCUCAGAUUAUAAGAAAUCAUUCUAGUGUUUUUAUAUUUUAAUUUUCAUUAAAUAACGCACAACUUAUUUUAAACCAUCAAAUGAAUCUUUAUUUUAUAUAAUUUAUUUUCUCUUUCUCGUUUAAUAUUCUAUAAUAUAAUUAAUUACGUGAUCUCUUCCGUCUCAAGUUUUAAAUGUUAUUUAG